AUGGUCUCCCUCAAGUCCCUCCUCCUCGGCGCUGCCGGUGCCCUCGCUAUGCCCUUCAACGCCACCGAGUUCUCCGAGCUCGCCGAGCGUGGCGGUACCCCCAGCAGCACCGGCUUUAACAACGGCUUCUACUACUCCUUCUGGACCGACAACGGCGGCAAUGUCAACUACGCCAACGGCGCCAGCGGCUCUUACUCUGUGAACUGGCAGAACGCCGGCAACUUUGUCGCCGGCAAGGGCUGGAACCCCGGUUCGGCUCGCACCAUCACCUACUCGGGUAACUUCAGACCCUCCGGCAACGGCUACCUGUCCGUCUACGGCUGGACUCGCAACCCGCUUGUCGAGUACUACGUCGUCGAGAACUUUGGCACCUACAACCCUUCGUCGGGCUCCCAGCGUCUCGGAUCCGUCUACACCGACGGCUCCACCUACGACAUCUACAAGACUACCCGCUACAACCAGCCGUCCAUUGACGGCACCCGCACCUUCAACCAGUACUGGUCGGUCCGCCAGCAGAAACGCACCGGUGGUACCGUCACCAUGGCCAACCACUUCAACGCGUGGGCCAAGGCUGGCCUGCACCUGGGCACCCACAACUACCAGAUCGUGGCCACUGAGGGAUACCAGAGCAGUGGAUCUGCUCAGAUCACCGUUCACGGUUAA
Messenger RNA from Neurospora tetrasperma FGSC 2508, 663 nucleotides. RefSeq lists its product as uncharacterized. The transcript has a single exon. NCBI's taxonomy places the organism in Eukaryota, Fungi, Ascomycota, Sordariomycetes, Sordariales, Sordariaceae. The record is from RefSeq and is a predicted model, not a curated record. The coding region runs from base 1 to 663 and encodes 220 amino acids. Gene Ontology annotation, biological process: xylan catabolic process. Gene Ontology annotation, molecular function: hydrolase activity, hydrolyzing O-glycosyl compounds.